Diospyros lotus (date-plum) is the source of this 1801-nucleotide messenger RNA. Its product is annotated as protein WVD2-like 7. NCBI's taxonomy places the organism in Eukaryota, Viridiplantae, Streptophyta, Magnoliopsida, Ericales, Ebenaceae. The transcript is spliced from 8 exons. Bases 121 to 1734 code for a protein of 537 amino acids. The record is from RefSeq and is a predicted model, not a curated record.
GCGAGGAUCCGUUAGCUCCACACAGCGGGAAGAGAAGAAGAAGAAGGAGGAGGAGGAGGAAAGGGGGGGUGAAACUGAAUCAAAAAGAAAAGUUGAAUUUCUGAGGACUCAGCAAAAAGCAUGGGAGAAUCUGCCUGUCUUUUGAACUCGUUCUCCCUUUCCACACCCACAUCUCAGGAUGCCACAUCCACACAGGGAACCCAAUUUCAUGCUCUUGGAGAGUCCAUCUCUUUCGGGAGGUUCAUGUCGGAGCCCUUGGCCUGGGAGAAGUGGUCCACCUUCUCUCACAAACGCUACGUCGAAGAAGCGCGGAGUUACGCUCGCCCAGGAUCGGUGGCGCAGAAGAAGGCUUUCUUUGAGGCUCAUUACAAGAGCAUUGCUGCUCGGAAGGCGGCGGCGGCGGCGACGACGACGGAGACGUUGGUUGAGCAACCAAAUGAUGCUGCCGAUAACAGCCCCCAACCAGAACCUGAACCCGACGAUGGCGGUGUUGCUGCAGCUGAUUCCCAAGUGCAUGUUGAUGAACCGCUCGAGCAAAGUGUAGAGGGGGAUUCUACGAUCAAUGGAAAUAAUUACAGUCCAAAUGCGGAAAUGAAGGAAGUGGAGACUGAGCGGGUGAGAGUAGCCGACUUGGUAACAGAGACGGGGGUUCUGGGGGAGAAUUCUGUGAAGAGCCAUACUUUGAACCAGGUUGAGAAUGUUGCAGAUGAGGAGGCUCCAUUGCUAAUAAGCAAGACGAAACCAGCAUUGUCAUCUUCAGAAUCAGAAACACUUCACCGUAGAGCACCUAAACCAUCAGUUUCUCCUGCCAAACCGGCAGCUCCAAUUCCUCCCAGGAGGAAAAUCAAUGCCCUUCCAGUUACCAGGAAAUCGAUGGUACCCACUGCAGAUACAAAGAGAUCAACCAGGAGAUCCCUGCACGAGAUGAUCUAUUGCACGCCUGCCAAAGGACCAGACAAGCCGACUACUCUGGCUGCCCAUAUGGUUGAAAGCUCAAGAGUUGCUCCUAGUCCUAAUAAGGAAUCUAAAGAUUGCAGAACUCCUCUAAGGACUCUAAUUACGGCUUCGUCAAAUGGGGAACUAAAGCAUCCUUCAGCAACCCCUUGUUCAAAAAAUAUAAGGUCUACAACUACAACACCACUUCAUCCCACUGCUGCUGGAAGCAAAACAAUAGGACCAAAAUGGAACAUCCUAUCUACCGUUUGUUCCAAGUCCCUGAGUGUCUGCAGAAACAAGUUACAGUCACCAACUUUAUGCAUUCCUUUUAGCCUGAGGACGGAGGAAAGAGCUGCAAGAAGAAAGCAGAGGCUUGAAGAAAAAUUCAAUUCCCAGGAGACACAAGAAGUGCGUCUGCAGACAAGAGUAAAGGAGAAAGUAGAAUCCGAAAGAAAAGGAUUUUGUCGAAGCCUCUGCUUCAAAGCUCCACCCAUGCCUGAUCAUUGUGGGGGAAGAGAAACAACCAAAGAUCAGAUGAAGAAUGAAAAGAUUCCAUUGACACAUUCUCAGUCACCCAGAAAAAUAAAGCCAAAUUCUUCUAUCACAUCUCAACUUACAACCUCUCUGCCUCCAGAGACAGCUUCAGCCAAGAACAGAUUCCCUAAUAAUAUCACGAAAAGGAAAAGCCAGGUACCAAAUCUUCUUGGUUCACUAGGUGUUUUGAUAAUUUCCAAUGAGAAUUCAUCUCCAAAUAUUCAUUCAGCAUUAUUGACUCGCAAAGAAAGCAGAGAAUUGUAGAAUACUACUGAAUGGCUGCUGAAUGCUACUUUUAGAUUACCACAGAGAGAGAGAGAGAGAGAGCUAU